This is a messenger RNA of Cynara cardunculus var. scolymus (artichoke), 1564 nucleotides long. RefSeq names its product pyruvate dehydrogenase E1 component subunit beta-3, chloroplastic. Gene Ontology annotation, molecular function: pyruvate dehydrogenase (acetyl-transferring) activity. The transcript is spliced from 4 exons. The record is from RefSeq and is a predicted model, not a curated record. Gene Ontology annotation, biological process: pyruvate decarboxylation to acetyl-CoA. Bases 136 to 1365 code for a protein of 409 amino acids. Lineage: Eukaryota; Viridiplantae; Streptophyta; Magnoliopsida; Asterales; Asteraceae.
CUCAAUCUCUCCGCCCCGCUACCCCUCUUAAACAAAUCCAUACCCAAAUCCUAUAAACUCACAUUUGGGUUUCAUUUCGAAUUCCCCCAUCUUUUGAUCUUUCACAAUCCACCCUUCUUCUUCAAUUUCAAGAAAAUGGCGUCGAUUUUUCAAGGAGUUGGAACUGCUACUACCCUCUCGUCCUCCGCCUCAUUUGACUCCAACAAAUUCCAUCCUUCUUCUCGUAGAUCCCUUUCAGAGAGGAAAGUAAGUUUUCUUGUGGUUAGAUCUGAUGCUGCUAAGAUGAACCCUGGUUUGAACAAGAUUGGAGGUAGAGCUGAUCAAUUGGUUACAAAUGCUGUUGCAACAAAGCCUGAUACUUCAGCAGCAUCUACUGCUGCAUCUAAAUCUGGGCAUGAGUUAUUGCUCUUUGAAGCCCUUCGAGAAGGCCUUGAAGAAGAGAUGGAGAGAGAUUCACGUGUAUGCAUUAUCGGAGAAGAUGUAGGACACUAUGGAGGAUCAUACAAAGUGAGCAAAGGCCUCGCCCCAAAAUAUGGUGAUCUGAGGGUUCUCGACACCCCAAUUGCCGAAAACGCCUUCACCGGAAUGGGAAUCGGAGCCGCCAUGAUGGGGUUACGGCCAAUCAUCGAAGGAAUGAACAUGGGAUUCCUCCUCCUUGCUUUCAACCAAAUCUCCAACAACUGCGGUAUGCUCCACUACACAUCCGGCGGCCAGUUCAAGAUUCCGGUGGUGAUCCGGGGACCUGGCGGCGUUGGGCGGCAGCUCGGAGCCGAGCACUCCCAACGUCUGGAAUCGUAUUUCCAGUCCAUUCCCGGAAUUCAGAUGGUCGCAUGCUCGACCCCUUAUAACGCUAAGGGAUUAAUGAAAGCCGCUAUUCGAAGCGACAACCCUGUGAUACUUUUCGAACACGUUUUACUCUACAAUCUCAAGGAAACAAUUCCCGAUGAAGAAUACGUUUUGAAUCUCGAAGAAGCCGAAAUGGUCCGACCCGGAGAACACGUAACCAUUCUCACGUAUUCGCGAAUGAGGUAUCAUGUGAUGCAGGCUGCCAAAACUCUAGUGAACAAAGGUUACGAUCCUGAAGUUAUCGAUAUCCGGUCUUUGAAGCCGUUUGACCUCCACAUGAUCGGGAAUUCGGUCAAAAAAACGCAUCGUGUGCUGAUCGUGGAGGAAUGUAUGCGAACCGGAGGAAUUGGGGCCAGUUUGACAGCAGCUAUCAAUGAAAAUUUUCAAGAUUUCUUGGAUGCACCAAUUGUGUGUUUAUCUUCACAAGAUGUGCCAACCCCAUAUGCAGGGACACUGGAAGAAUGGACCGUCGUUCAGCCACCGCAGAUUGUGGCGGCGGUGGAGCAGCUCUGCCGGUAAAAGGGAUUGCAGAAGAGAUGAUCUAGAUAAGACCAUUUCUGAUGGUGGUAACUUUGGUUUGAUUAUAUAUCUUGAAACUACUGUAAUUCACAGACUAAUUGUUUUUCUAUCAUCAUUUUCGUUUUUGUUUUAUUCCGGUUAAGGUUAUCCAUGAAUUUUGUGGAACCGAAAGUUCGUUAUCGAGUUGAGUUUGUGUUUC